Nematostella vectensis (starlet sea anemone) is the source of this 4827-nucleotide messenger RNA. Its product is annotated as serine/arginine repetitive matrix protein 1. The coding region runs from base 833 to 2341 and encodes 502 amino acids. Lineage: Eukaryota; Metazoa; Cnidaria; Anthozoa; Actiniaria; Edwardsiidae. Gene Ontology annotation, cellular component: cytoplasm; cytoplasmic dynein complex. Gene Ontology annotation, molecular function: dynein intermediate chain binding. Gene Ontology annotation, biological process: microtubule-based movement. The transcript has a single exon. The record is from RefSeq and is a predicted model, not a curated record.
GUCUAGACAUUUAUCUGCUGUUGCUAUGUGAAUAUCACCGAUAAUCAGUCAUAGAGUUGCUACAAAUAUUACUCAAUGUAUUAGCAAGACAGAUUGCACAUCUAUAGAACAGAUUGCUAUUGGUAAUGAAUUGCCCUUAGGGAAAUUAUAGCCGCUCCAGCCAUUGAUUAUGAUUUUUUAUUGUCGAUGUUCGGAUUAUGGUCAAUAUGGCAUUAUAGGGCUGACUGAGCAUAACUUAUUUAUCUGCGUCCCAAUCUGUUGAAUGUUAGGACAACAAAUGGGGUAUCCGCGAUUAGAGCAACUAAUACCUCAAGCAGAUUACGGAUGAAGCCGAAAAAGGAGAUGUGUUUUUAAUGGCUCUACUAUUCAAAUAUUCUAUUUGCUGCUCUGUUAACUGAGCAAAGAACAUUCCUAAACAGCGGGUAUCAGCAUAAACAGAAUAGCUGAAUAUUUUUCAUUCACUGCUGUUGUAGAGAAGAUAUGUUUAUGAAAGAAAUGUGUCGUUUGGAUAGCUUUUCCAUUAGCAAGGCACAGUUUAUGGUUGCAAUAGUUAAGAGAAGAAUUCAAAUUGACCCCAACAUUUCCGAUAACGAGUGCCUGAAACUCAUCGAUUCCAUUGGCAUCCAGCAGAGAGCAAGUGAAUAACCCAAAACAUGCGGAGUUUUAUGCGCAUAGAACUGUGAGACUCCACAAGGAAAGCGAUCCUUGGUACAUUCUCCCGGUUUGCAUAGCCUCACGCUUACAGCUGGUAAAAGGCCGGUGUGAGGGCAAGGGUGGAGACGUUAUCGCAUCGUCGGGCUAUUAGGCAGUGACUCGAGGUCUUGACAGAAACAUGAACGGCUAUCAUACCGCGUCCCCGAAACGACGGGGCAACCAGAUCAAGAUCGUGCUGCGAUCCAUAGCACGGCCACGAAAGCCCAACUCUUCUAACGCACGAGAAAGUCAAGUCAUGGUCGACAAAAAGACCAGUUCUCCUAUCAUCGCAUUCGCCUCAGGGCCGGGAUUUGAGUCGCGUGAGAAGGAGAUUAAUUUGCGGGACCUAAAUGGUGUGAACGUCAACGAAUUAGACGAUUCUUUAAGGGACAUUUUAAUCGAGAGGCAGCGAAACUCACGAGCGAGUUCAGUCACGACAACCGAUGAUAAUGAUGAUUCAGCGUCGAUUGUCUCCGAGUUAUCGACUUGUAGCUCGGCUGUGACGAUCGGGUUGGAGCCAGUUGACGAGAUUGAGUCAAAGUAUCCUCCAAGUCCUGCCACACAACACAAGAGCUUUAUGUCAAAAGCUCGAAGAAAAUCUCCGAGGCCUCCACCGUCAAGCCCUCGGUAUCACGAGCAUAUUCCGAACUAUCCUUUGUCAAGCCCUCGGUGUCACGAGCACAUUCCGAACUAUCCUUCGUCAAGCGAAGCAGAAGACGAAGAGAAAAAGAACAGUCUCGGGCGGAAGACGACUAAGAAAAUAACCAACUUAUUUUCUUUUAGUUCCAGUUCUUCUUCGAACCAGAAUCUUUCGACAAUCGAUAACUACUCGUGCGAGAAGGCACCGACUCCCGAAAGAAAGCGAAGGCAAUCGUUUUCCCGACGAUCACCUUUGAACUUCGGUGGCUUUUUUGGAGGAGGGACAAUGAGUAACGCGGGCUCGAAUCAAAGUAUCUCGGAAUCUAAACCAGAUUUAACCGCUGAGAGCCCCGGAAGUCCUGUUAUAACUAGAGAGCCAAAAGGGCCACCGCCCACUCCGCCACCAAAACCAAGUCGCAAACACUCGCUGGGUACAAGAAAGCCUAUCAGCUUACAAGAGUCCAAACAGCGGCGUAACACCGACCCUAGCCUGCCGCCAGGUACAAUCCUAGAGGCUCAGCAGUCAAAUAGGAUGGAGCUUAAGGUGGACGAGGACCCUAACCAGGACCGCGUGCGCAAGGUCUCGUUCAGUACCCUAGCACCCGUCAUCCAAGAGGUAGACUCGCCCGGGACUCCAGAGCCGGCAACAGUAGAACCUAAAGAGGUAUUCUUCAAAGACGACGAUAUCAAGCUACGGGAUUUAAUGGAGGAUAUUUUGAGAGCGCAUAUGCUCUCAAUGAAGGACUACAAGAAACCAACAUGUGACAGAACAGGAAAGAGUAUAUGCAAAGUGAUCAAGACUCUCGUGGAGGCCAUGAAAGCAGCCGAAGGGAUGGAAUGUAAAGUUGUUUGUUUGGUGUAUAUUGCUGCCAUUCGGGACAGCGGUGUGUACAUGUCGACGCAGGCGCUGUGGGAUAACGAUCAGGAUAAUUUCGCAGCAGCGAGCUUUAGGAAUGACUCAGUUUUCGGAUUUGCUACUGUCAUGGCGACUCCACUGAUGACAGUGUGAGAUUACUAUGCCGAUCAUUUAAUUGCUGCUCUUUAAAUGCCUGAAACUCCGCUUUCCCCACCCCACGAUCUGCUAGUUUAAAAAGCAGAAAAGUAGUCUGAUCUAAGUAUGUUCACAGACGAUCACUAUUAUCUGGCAAGUUUAAGAUUUUCAUAAAAUAAUUUCAUUAUCCCUCUUCAAACACCACGACCGUAUCGUCCUCGUCAAUGCAUUAUUGUUGUCAUCGUUAUCAUCACAUCAUUAUCAUUAUCAUUUGCAUCAUCGUCACCCCGUCAAGUAAAACAGGAAUGAAACCAGGAAACAAUGGCUUCGGAGCUUGCGAGUUUUAGGUGUUUCAGUUUUGGGGGUUAUCUUUGUUCACUAAUUGGAGACCGUUAGAAAAAUAGGAAGGUGAUAGCCACCAGGGUUCCUAGACGUCAAUCAAAUACAUUAUCAUGAGCUUCAUUUUACGUGGGUACUAUAGUAACCGUACUCUCGUGUAAUAAAGUAAAAGGGCACAAAACGGAUCUGUUCCGCAAAAUAUCUGCUCCGCAGCCCGCUUUUUUUGCUGGAUGGGAAAAUAUUGGACCUCUCGGUUGCUGGGAAAAAAAUCGUCCCAAAUGGUUCUGCUCGUCCCGAAUGGUUCUGCUGGCAGAUUUGUGGAGUCGAACUAGUUGUGCUGGGAAUAUUUUUGGGGGCGCUGGAGCUUGGGAAAACAAUCGUCCCGAUCGGUUAUACGGGUAAUGAAAUGCCUAACCACUGCUGGCUGGGAAAGAAAGGAAUGGUCCCUCCUGGGAAAAGAAAGAGAUAUUUUUUUCAGCAACUUUGAAAAUGGAUAUUUUUGGAAUCAGAACAUAUUCAAACGACAAAAUAUGCCAUUCUAACGUGUUUGGUCGUUGUGUGCCAUUGAAAGUAUUGUACUGUAAAAGAGGUCUAGUUGGCGUCAUCCUACAGUGUUUUGAGUAAAGACUUGAUCCAGGACUUGGAAUCCAGGCUUUUCAACGUGUAUGUUUUUUUGUUCCUUACCCACCCCUCCCCUUCACUUUUCUAAUGGUCCUUUUCUAAAAGGUAGGAGUGGUCCGUUUACCUCUGGAGAAGAUACUAUCAUCACUGACUAAUAAUCUAUGCAGUGCCUACAUUUAAUGACGAACUCAGUCCAGUCUAUCUGAAGGGUUACAUCCGGCAGGGAACAAGCAAUUGCACACUAGUCAUUUAGCCGUUUGAAAUACUAAGCAAGUGAUGCUUUAUAGACCCCAAAGGAGAAGGUUAUACUUAGUCUAAAAACGGACACGCCAGCACGGCUGAACUGAGUUCAACUGGCUCUCGAACGCUCUAGACCUUACCCAGGAAAGAGGUCAAGUCUCGACAAGUCUUUCUAGCUUGCUGUUCUAUUGACACGCUAAAACUCAACCGUCUCAAGGCUUUUCUACACUCGACACUCAAGGAAAGUUAUGAAGUUGCUCAGAGCGAUUGGUGAGAUCGUCAGAGGCCUCGUGAACAAUGAGCACGGAUAGGCACCACAGGAAAGCCGGAAAAUCACAGUGUGACACUGAUAGAAAAUCCUAACGAGUACCGAUUUUGACCCCUAAAAAAUACGACGAGCAUCCCAAUCAGGUCGACAUGGGAAGAACCCCCUCUCCCCCUCCCUGGAUCAAGCUACUGUAACGAUGGAAAAAGACGUGAAAAACGACGUUCUAAAUCAAUCCGAGGACCGUAUAAAUUGUCUUGAAGUCAAAGUUAUCAGGGAAGAUAAACCCACCAAGUUCAGGGUAAUACUCUUGGAAAGACUUCACAGAGCCUUGUUUGCACGUAGCCACGCGAAGGAUGGCGCGCGAGCCGGGUUGGUGUGUUGAAUAAUAUCAUGAUAUUCGGCUGCUCUCAAACCUACGGAGUCAUGUUCCCUGUUCUACUCGAGGAGUUCGGAGAGAGUAAAGUUAAGUAAAGUUAGGUAAAGUUUCACAUUAUUAGUGUUUUCUUACGAUAUGAACGACAACAACCUUUUAUUUACCUCUAGGCUUACACACAUUCUUUUUAAAUGAAAGGGUACUUGCAUCUUAAAACUGAAGAUUAAACAAGUGUGUCUAACGAAUGUGUUUAGUCUAACUUUUAUCGAUGAUUUUGAUAUUCGACGGAUUGGUUAAACGACAGGAGACAAAGCAGUUUAUUUUCUAUCAUUCAGUUCUUGGGAGAAACGAAGCUUUCGUCUACUCCUUGUCUUUAAUCAUUUUCCCUAUAGUAAGGUCACAUUUGAACAGCGCCAAUGCAAAGAAACAAAAGAAAGCGCUGCCGGUGAACUUCUCACACAUUUCAAAAACUGUAGAGAAAAGUAGACCCAUGUCAUCUCAUAAAACGAAAUAGCCAAACAUUAUCUAACCACAUGUUUUACACGGUAAUCAUCUGAUCAUUUUAUACACAUUGAAAAUAUUACUCUCGGGGUCUCCCAAUGGCACGAGGAAUAAAGUUUGUUAGUCUUAAAUUUUGAUAAUAAACCAGGAAAUUCCCUCUGA